AUGGCGGAAAGACUGGCAUCGCUCGAGGUACACACCAAGACGCAGCACAUCCCACGACACCCAUACAUAUCGUGUGUGUGUGAUGCAGGCUCUGACGUGGGAGUCUCGUGCGCGGGAUCGCAUGUCGGAGGCGCACAUGAUGAGGAGGCUGUGUGAGGACAUGCAGCGAGAGAUGGAGGCCAUGGGCUUCACUGAGGAGGAGAAGGACGCAAUGAUAGAAGAGCUAGUCAAGAACAGGGCCAAGUUCAGGGGACUCGAGUGAGUCCAAGAGGAAGGGGAUCAAAGAAGGGGCUUUGAUGGGAUAGAUGGAGCACAUGGAUGGGCGUUUGUUGUCUUUCGUCUUUAUUUCUCACGUGCCUGCAGGACGCAGCUGAGGAUGGAGAACAUCAGAAUGCCGUCGAAGCGAAAGGUCAUCGGGUGAGUGAAUGGCAGACAGACACACGAGCAGUUAUGUAUGCCGCAGAGAGGCCCUUCCUUUGUGACAUGCCUGAUGUGUAUUGUCCCUCCCUCCCUCCUUCGUCGCUGCUGCCGUGCUACAGUCAGGGAGCGUAUGGGAUAGUGUACUUGUUGCCGGAGAGCCAGUGGGGCGUGGUGGUCCUCAAGGCCAUGAUGAAGACAGAACUCAUACGCAAAAACGUACGGACGGACCGACGGACGUACACACAGACAGAUGGAUGGAUGGAUGGACACAAUAGACGCAUGAUGGUUGGAUGGAUUGUCUGUCUGUCUGUCUGUCUGUCUGUCUGUCUGAAUCGGUUUUCCUUCUGGAUCAGAGUGUGGAUAAGGUGCUGACUGAGAGGUCCGCCAUGACCAAGGCCGUCGACUCGCCAUGGAUCGCACACCUAUACCACUCAUUCCAGGCAGGGCAGGCGCACAGCACACGAUGACCCAUACAUAUCCUUCCUUGUCUGCAUCUACCCCCUGUCCAACCACCUGUGGUAUGGUGUGGUGUGGUGUGCCGUCGUUCGUUCCAGAAGGAGGAUUUGCUGCUGAUGGUGAUGGAGUUUGUGCAGGGCGGUGACCUGAUGGAGCACCUCAUCCAGCGACAGAUCUUCUCCGAGCAAGAGACCAGGUUCUAUAUCGCAGAACUGGUCGAGGCGCUCGACUACGUCCACACGAAGCUGGGCUUCAUCCACAGGGGUGCGUGAGCAACGCGCACACACGCACACACGCACAUGGAAAUCACGGGACAUAUCGAUGUAUGCUUGUGUGGUGUGUGUCCCGUCCGCCCUCCACAGACGUCAAGCCCGACAACAUUUGCUUGGACACCAAAGGCCACCUGAAGCUGCUCGACUUCGGACUUGCAAAGGACACACAGGCAGGCCAUAUCGUCCAUCCAUCCAUCCCACCCCCCCACCCCCUGCUGUAUGUGUCUUUUUCCGUGUCUUGUCUGUCUGCAGGAUUGGUCGUCGCGGGUGAGGCGCCUCUUCGAGGCGGGACGACGCAGCCUCAAGGAACACCAAGGCAAGACACACAGACGGACCGACCGACAGCAUUGGACAAGAUGCACACAGGCAUACUGUGCCGAUGUGCACAUGCAGAGCGAUCCGUUGCCGACGUGGCGGCGAACGGCCUGGGGUCAAGCCAGGAUGGCCCCACUGCUGGCGAUGUCGACGGCAAACACGAGACGCAGACACAGAUGCAGACACCGACACAGACGACGACGUCCCGCCCGUCGCAUCUGAGCAGGGAGCAGAUGGCCUCCAUGGUCGGCACUUGGGAUUACAUGGUGUGUAUGUGUGUAACCGCACACACACACACACACAUACGGAGACACAAGAUCUCCCUCCCUUCGUGUCUUAUUCCUUGCUGACUGAUCCAUCCGCCAUCACAUGUAUGUCAGGCCCCGGAGUUGUUUCAGCGUCAGCCCUACGGUUUUGACGUCGACUGGUGGGCGGUAAGUUAAGUUAGCUGACUGAAGCACACACACGAAUACACAAAUUGCAGAACGGAGAGGAAUGUCGUUCGUUCGUUCGUUCAGGUGGGUGUGAUAAUGUACGAAAUGCUGUACGGCGGGCCGCCCUUCGCCGACCCCCAACACAAUCCAGAGACCACGGCACAGAGGGUGCCCCAGUAAGUGGGAGGAAAUUGACAUUGACGUCCUGUUCAUCCAGCUAGCUGCUGCCAUUUGAACCUGCGGUGCAGGUGGCAGAAGCAUUUGGAGUUCCACGCGACACCCGCCAUUUCUGCGGACGCCAUAGGCCUAAUGAAGAAGUGAGGCAGACACACAGCACGCACACACACACACACACAGACAGAGAGAGAGAGUGUUGGGGAUGGAUGGAUGGAUGUGCGUCGAUGUACCUACCAGGUUGCUGUGUGACUCGAAGGACCGGCUCAAGACGGCCGCAGAGAUCCGCACGCACCCCUUCUUCAAAGGCAUCGACUUCAGCAGCCUGAGGCAACAGAACCCGCCCUUCGUGCCUCAGCUGAGCGGCCCCCUGGACACCAGCUACUUCCCCGUCAUCGACACGAAAGAGGCCGAGCAGAGGGUAAGUGCGGAAGGACACAAGAGGGAGGCACCCACCUGCGCCCCCACGGCCAUCUCUUUUGCCCGUCAGUUCCAGCGCAACCAGUUUGUCUUCCCCAAACACGACCCAACUCGCCUUCUAGCGGUCAGUCAGUAACCACACACCCAUUGCCCACUGACAUUUCUGCACGUCCCUUCUCUCUCUCUCUAUCUCCCUCGUACUCCUGCAGCGUUUGACGAUCCGUGACGACGACUGGCACUACUCUGACCGGACGGCGUCCAAGCACCUCCUGCACAACCCCCAGCUGUCAUACGGCCUCCUCAAGGAGCACAUCAACAGCAAGAAGGCCAGGCAGGAGCAGCAGCAGCGAAAACAAGUGUCGGCCAAUCAGGGUGGCGAGGGCCGACGAGAGGGGGAGGGGGAGAAGGAGAAAGAGGAGGAGGACAAUGAUAUAGUGAUUGUGGAGAGGGAGGACCACGGCGCCGCAUCCCCCGCGACUCCCAAUCUCAUCCCUGGUGGGUGAAAGCGCUACACGCCCAGCCAAGCAGACUUUUCUCAUCGCUUUCUGUCUGCCCGUUCAGCCAUCUCCGCCGUUGCCCCCGCCCCCGCCCUCGCCCCCCUCUCAUCAGUAGAGGAGCGCACCGAGCCCACACUCACAGACCAGGCCGCACUCGCCUCGCCGACAGCCGCAGACACCCCCAAGCAUGGAGGCAGGUCGCCCACGUCUCGCGGCGCCAUGUCGGCCCUCCUGCGGCCGUUCACUCUACUGUUUCGCAAGCAAAGCGGUGCAGCCAAAGGGGCCAGGAGGGUGGGGGGAAGGGCCGAGGGUGAUAGGAAUGAGGCGACGGGCGGUAGAGAAGGGGAGGGGCCGACACAUCAGCGGUGUGAGGAGGUGACGGAGACGCCAGAUGCACAGCAGCCGAUGGAGAGCGGCGCGCAACGACAGCUGACCGAGGGCACUCCCAACACUGGUAUGUCUACAUACGUGUCAGAAGGACAACCACACCACCGGUGACGCAUGGCAUGUUUGCCGUCUGUCUGUUUGUCUGUUUGUCUGUCUGUCUGUCUGUUCAGACAUACCCAUCUCCUCCAUCGAGGUGCCCACCCUCCCCUCCUCAUCUCCCUCUGCCUCUGCGUCUCCGUCGGCAUUUGCAUUUCCAUCCGAUAGCAGCCCCACUGCCGCCAGCGCCAGCCCCAGCCCCAGCCCCGGCGGCUCCCCCAUCAGCCCCCUCCCUCACGGCAUCACACUCUCUCACGCCGAAGUCAUGAAGGCCGUCCGCUCAAAGGACACACCCACGGCAGCCUUCAUCGACAAGCCGUCCAAAGAAGAGAGUGCGGCUGACGAUGCAUCUGCCGACCCUCAGCAGCAGGGGCAGGGACAGCAGCAUGAGGCCGGUGGUGGUGCGGACGAGGCACACGCAGAUCACGAGCAAGAGCAGCCGAACGAUGCCGGGCGGCAGGAUGAGCCGGAGGUAGAGGGGUCCAAGGGGAAGCAGAAGGGCCGGCAGAGGGAGAAGGGUGCGGCCUUCUUAGAGUGGCUAAGCCACAUGCAGCUGUGGACGGGCCCUGCUGCCCCGGGGGUGGGCGGCCGGGCUCGUGGGAUGGGACACGUCCAUGAAAUGCAGUGAGUGAGGGGUGGAUGGAUGGAUGCAUGGACC
This is a messenger RNA of Vitrella brassicaformis, 4129 nucleotides long. The record is from the annotation of a GenBank genome assembly. NCBI's taxonomy places the organism in Eukaryota, Vitrellaceae.